Symbiodinium sp. CCMP2592 is the source of this 582-nucleotide messenger RNA. NCBI's taxonomy places the organism in Eukaryota, Dinophyceae, Suessiales, Symbiodiniaceae. The record is from the annotation of a GenBank genome assembly.
AUGCCCAUGAUCCAAAAUAUCCGCGCGGUCUGGAGGGCUCCCUGCGUUCACCUGAUCCGCUUGCUGUCCUUUUUGGUUACAGCUUCCGGCUCCGCAUCUGUGAUCGUCUACGUAUUCCUAGGAGGCAGACCGCAGGCAUGGACUUUCCCUGCAGCGCUCUCACUGGGCCUGAUCCUCCUUGGGGUGGUGGCCUGCCUUGCGAGUUUCCGAGGGGAGAGUCAGGAGGUCGAGGAGGCCUUGGAAAAGGCCGAGAGUGGAGAGUGCGUCUGCGUUUGGGCAUCUCUUCGCUUCGGCAGCAUUGGGUCUGUUACACCCGAGUUCCGGCAGGUCUGCGUCAGACAGGCUGAGAAGAUCGAGUGGGAGGCAGGUGCCGUUAUUACACGGCUGGGGGCCUCGGACCCUGCUACAGACAAGACAUGCAUCUGCUGCCUGGAGGAUUACCAGCCAAACAACCGGAUAGCACUGCUACCUUGUGGCCAUGUUUUCCACGAGGAGUGUCUUGCAUGUUGGUCGGUGUCCUCUGCUGCAUCAGGCAGAUGUUGCCCAACUUGCCGCAAGAGCUACAGUAUGGGUGAUGUCUAA